Rotaria sp. Silwood2 is the source of this 1608-nucleotide messenger RNA. The record is from the annotation of a GenBank genome assembly. NCBI's taxonomy places the organism in Eukaryota, Metazoa, Rotifera, Eurotatoria, Philodinida, Philodinidae.
AUGGCAUCUUCAACUACUACAAUCAGUGAUAUAACAGUAGAAAAUCUCGUUAUAUGUGCUAUAUGUUUGGAUUUGUACAAUGAUCCUCGUUGUCUUCCAUGUUCGCAUACUUUCUGUUAUCAAUGUAUUAAAAAUUUAUGUGCAGAAGGAAUUGGUCAAUGUCCUAUGAGAGACAAUACAAUUAUAUAUCCAUCUAGAAUUCAUCAAUUACCAAUUAAUCGAAUAGCUAAAGAUCUUGUUGAAUGUAUUUACAAAUCUUCACAAUGCAAAUCUUCAUCUUCAUCACAAAUAAAAUGUGAUCAUUGUAAAACAAUUUUAUCUGAAUUUAUUUGUAAAACUUGUUCAAAAAAUUUUUGUACUAUAUGUCUUAAACUUGAGCAUGACAUAAAUCAAUUUAAAACUCAUUCAAUUAAUAUUCUUAUCAAUGAAAACUUCAAUGAAUUUUGUCCAGAACAUAUUGAAGAAAAACAAAAAUAUUGGUGUAAUCAUUGUCAAAUAACUGUUUGUAGUGAUUGUCUUUUAUUUAAGCACAAGCAUCAUUUAUUUGUUACCUUAGAUAGUAUUUCACAGGAAACGAAAAACCAACUUCAUUCAUCAGCAAAACAAUUGAAUUUAAUAAAAGAAAAUCUUGAAAAAUUAAAUAACAAGACUACAGAAGCUUAUCAUACUCAUUAUCAAACACAUAUUAAAACAAAAAAUGAUAUUGAACGAUCAAUAAAUCAAUUACAAGCUCUUUUAGAAGAACGAAAGAAAUAUUUAAUCAGUACAAUUGUAAAAAAUGAUGCUAUUCAACAAGAAAUUAUUCGAACACAAAAAACUAAUAUUGAAGAUAAUUUGAAGACAGUUUUAAUCAGAGAAUUGUUUACAAAACAAGCUUUAAACGUCGAAGAUCUUUUUCAAUUAGUCAAAAUGAAGAAUGAUGUUAUUAAUUACAAUCAAUUAAUUCAAGAACAAUGCGAACAAUUAAUGUAUGGCUGCGUUUUUGAUCUUCAACAUUUUACUAUCCCUAAUAAAUUAUUAACUACUCAACAAGAACUUGAAAAUUUAGGUAAUAUAUCAAGAGAAACAUUUUUAACUAAUAGUACUGAUAUUCGUCCAUUACUAAAACUAUCGGAAUUGUAUGGUGAAGAAAAAUAUGAAGAAUUUCAAGGAAUUUAUGCCUAUGGCUAUCGUUUUCAUUUAGCUGUGCCAUUAAUAUUAAAUGCCAUACAAGUCAAAGUGGCACUAUUCAGUUCUGAUUUAACCGUUUAUAUCUUGGAUCACAAUGAUUUUCUUGUCCAUAAAAAAAUCAUCAAGACAAAUGAUAGACAUUUAACAACAUUGACAUGGAUAACUAUUUCUAUUACCUUUCGACUUCAACAUAAUUAUUAUAUUUUCGUAUGGACACAACCGAGUGCAGAAUUCUUACCAUUAAUUGCCUAUAGAGACACUACCCACAAUUUACGUCAGAUCAAUCAAAAUGUUUCGGUUAGAAGUAAACGUGCUCAAAUAAAUAAAUUGACAAAUAUCAAUAUAAAUACUAAGAUUAAUGUACUUUAUGAUGCAUUUUUGUUCGACGAUGAACGAAAUCCAAUAGUGCCAGCCAUUGAAAUGAUUCUAGAUACUUAG